This is a messenger RNA of Wyeomyia smithii (pitcher-plant mosquito), 2180 nucleotides long. RefSeq names its product solute carrier family 23 member 2. Gene Ontology annotation, cellular component: membrane. Gene Ontology annotation, molecular function: transmembrane transporter activity. Gene Ontology annotation, biological process: transmembrane transport. The record is from RefSeq and is a predicted model, not a curated record. Lineage: Eukaryota; Metazoa; Arthropoda; Insecta; Diptera; Culicidae. The transcript is spliced from 4 exons. Bases 165 to 1805 code for a protein of 546 amino acids.
CUUUGUUGAUAUAUCAAUCAGAUUCAGGGUGUACCAAAAGGUGUCGAUUUUAAAUAGACAAAAUUACUAGUACAUUUUCAGUUUGUACUAGGUACUUCGCAGAAACAUAGCAUUGCAGUGGGUCUUAAUACUAUUGGAAUGUGCUACAUAUAAAAUUUAACCAAAUGGAGGCAAUGAAGGCUAAAACGAACGUUAACUAUGGGAUUGAUGACUUACCACCAUGGUACUUGAGUAUAUUCAUGGCACUGCAGCAUUAUCUUACAAUGAUUGGCGCAAUUGUGUCAAUUCCAUUUAUCUUAACACCGGCGUUGUGUAUGGAAGAUGAGGAUCCCGCACGCGGAAUCAUCAUAUCAACAAUGAUCUUUGUUACUGGCGUUGUAACAUAUCUACAGACAACUUGGGGAUGUCGACUGCCAAUCGUUCAAGGAGGAACUAUAUCGUUUUUAGUUCCAACAUUAGCAAUUUUGAAUUUACCACAAUGGAAAUGUCCUAGCAAAGAAGUAAUUAGUGCAAUGAGAGUUGACGACAAAACAGAGCUGUGGCAAUCAAGAAUGCGUGAAUUAUCCGGAGCGAUUGCUGUUUCUGCUCUUUUACAAGUAUUCAUCGGAUAUACUGGUUUAGUUGGCAAACUUUUGAAAAUAAUAACACCUCUUACAAUCGUUCCUACUGUGUCACUAGUAGGUAUAACACUAUUCUCUCAUGCCAGUGAAGCCGCUUCCAAACACUGGGGUAUAGCUGUUGCGACAAUUUUUCUAAUGACUCUUUUUUCACAAGUAAUGACCAAGGUUGAGGUUCCUAUUCUCCAAUAUCGCAAAGGUCAUGGAAUAGAGAUGGGAUGGUUCCCUCUCUUUAAACUGUUUCCCGUACUUUUGACGAUCAUUAUUAUGUGGUCACUUUGUGCCGUGUUGACAAUAACCAAUAUAUUCCCAGAAGGUCAUCCUGCACGCACCGAUAUACGGAUUAAAGUAUUGCAUAAUGCCGCUUGGUUUCGUGUACCGUACCCAGGUCAGUUUGGAAUGCCAACUGUAACAUUAACCGGAGUGUUGGGAAUGCUAGCUGGUGUCCUGGCUUGUACGGUAGAAUCUAUUAGUUACUAUCCAACUGUAUCACAAAUGUGCAAUGCACCUCCUCCUCCGUUACAUGCUAUUAAUCGCGGUAUCGCUACAGAAGGCUUAGGUACAGUUCUUGCUGGAUUAUUGGGUUCCGGUAAUGGUACAAAUACGUUUGGGGAAAAUGUCGGAGCAAUCGGUGUAACAAAAGUUGGUAGUCGACGAGUAAUUCAAUGGGCUGCUCUAAUUAUGGUUAUACAAGGUGUACUAAGUAAAUUCGGUGCUGUAUUUAUUAUGAUUCCUGAUCCUGUAGUAGGCGGAAUAUUUUGUGUCAUGUUUGGGAUGAUUGCUGCAUUUGGUCUCUCAGCAUUACAAUACAUUGAUCUACGUUCAGCACGAAAUCUUUAUAUUCUCGGUUUAUCAAUUUUCUUUCCAUUGGCGCUUUGCAUCUGGGUCAAUGAACAUCCUGAUUUUAUAGAAACAGGAAAUGAAACAAUUGACUCAACUCUAUCUGUGCUUCUUGGCACCAGCAUUCUUGUUGGAGGAUGCUUAGGCUGUACGUUAGAUAAUUUGAUUCCAGGAACACCUGAGGAGCGCGGAUUGAUAGUAUGGGCUAAAGAAAUGUCGUUAGAGAUCACAAACGAUGAGUUGACUAUAAAUACUACAUUUGAUUUUCCAUAUGGCAUGCAGACUUUAAGAUGUUGGAAAUGGACUCGCCACAUUCCGUUUUUACCAACAUAUAAAAUGAAUCUGUAAAAGGAAUUAUCUAAAAAAAACUAUAUAAUAAAACAAUCAUAGAUAAUUUAAGCAAAAAUUGGGUAUUUAAAUGUAAUGACACUUUUUGUUUCCGCUUCAAAAUUAUCCUGUCCAGUGAAAAACUCCUGUCCUGGUAGUUGUUCGAAGUUAGCUUUGACAUCGUCCAUUACACAGCAACUGCUUGCGUCAACAGGUUUGAGUACACUCAAAAUAUUUUUCACGUUAUCGUUACUAAAUUUCCUGUACUUAUUCAUUUUCUGUCAUUUUGCAUGAUUUAUGUGACAAACAUAGCAUCUACGUGAAAAUCACAUGCAUACUAUGUUUUAUCACGUAGCAUCUAUGCAACUUGGCAACGUCAAAAAGAAUGAAGUAUCG